AUGGAUCAAGACGUGGAGGAAGCUGCAGGUCACAGUAAGACACUCAGACCAGAGUCUGCACUACACAGCGGUGUGACCAUGAAGAAUGACCAGGACGUGGAUGAUCCUGUAAACAUGAGCAGCACAUCAACACAGACCAAUGCAGGGAGAUUCCUCUUUUCCUCUGCUGUCACAUCAACACCUACCAUGUCUAUAUUCACAUUGACUGAUGAAGUCCUAAGGAGAGUUAUAGAGAAGCAUAAAGCCAGUCUGAAGAGGAGGUUUGAGAACAUAUCUGAAGGUAUCAUCAAAUCAGGAGCUGAGACACUCCUCAAUAAGAUCUAUACAGAGCUCUACAUUACAGAGGGAGAGAGUGAAGGGGUGAAUAAGGAACAUGAGGUUUGGCAGGUAGAAUCAGCAUCCAGAGCACAAACUACCGAAGACACACCAAUCAACUGCAAUGACAUCUUCAAGCCCUUACCUGGUCAGGAGAAGAACAUCAGAACUGUGAUGACCAAAGGUGUUGCUGGCAUUGGAAAACAGUCCUCAUUCAGGGAACUCUGCUUCCUCUGCACACAUCUGGAUAACCUCACGACCAGCAGCAGCCAGUCAAAUUCCUGCUCAGUGCAUCGAUCAGUGACAGAAGUACGAGGGUUCAAUGACCCACAGAAGGAAGAGUACUUCAGGAAGAGAAUCAGUGAUGAGAGUCAGGCCAGCAGAAUCAUCUCACACAUUAAGGCAUCCAGGAGUCUCCACAUCAUGUGCCACAUUCCAGUCUUCUGUUGGAUUGCAGCCACUGUACUUCAGCAGAUGCUGGACAACACUAAAGACAUUCCCAAAACUCUGACUGAGAUGUUCAUACGCUUCUUGCUCAUCCAGACCAGAAGGAAGGAUCAGAAGUAUCAGAGUGGAACUGAGACAGAUGAAGAGAAACUUCUAAAAUCUCAGAAGGAAAUUUUACUGAAGCUUGGAGAACUGGCUUUCAUUAAUCUAGAGAAUGGCAAUCUGAUGUUUUACGAGGGAGAUCUGAAAGAGUGUGGCAUUGAUGUCAGUGAAGCCUCAGUGUACUCUGGCAUGUGCACUGAAAUCUUCAAGGAAGAAUCUGUGUUUCACCAGAGGAAGGUCUACUGCUUUGUGCACCUGAGCAUCCAGGAGUUUCUGGCAGCUGUGUUUGUGUUUCACUCUUAUGUGACAAGAACCUUGAGGCCCUGAAAUCCCUCCUCAGUGAAGAACAUAAACCCAGUCCUUUUUUAUCAUCUCUUCAAUCAGUUCUGGGCUUACAAUCUCAAGAUCAUCUACAUGUGUUACUUAAGAGUGCAGUGGAUGAGGCUUUGAAGAGCAGGAAUGGACACCUGGAUCUUUUCCUUCGCUUCCUUAUGGGCAUCUCUCUGGAGAGCAAUCAGAGACUUUUGAAAGGUCUACUGAACCAUGAAUACAGCAGCUCAAAGAGCACCAAGGAAAUAUGUCAAUACAUUAAGAAGCUCAACAGGGAAGAUCUCUCUCCUGAACGAUGCAUCAAUCUUUUCCAUUGCUUAUUUGAAAUGAACGAUCAUUCCAUGCACAAAGAAAU
This is a messenger RNA of Clupea harengus (Atlantic herring), 1549 nucleotides long. RefSeq lists its product as uncharacterized. The coding region runs from base 1 to 1191 and encodes 396 amino acids. The record is from RefSeq and is a predicted model, not a curated record. The transcript is spliced from 4 exons. NCBI's taxonomy places the organism in Eukaryota, Metazoa, Chordata, Actinopteri, Clupeiformes, Clupeidae.